UUUGUGAAUAAAACUCUCAUCUCUAUACGAGAGUGUUUGUUCAUCAUUGCACCGAGAGCUCUCUGUCUUGAGACUCAGUGGGAUUUGCCGAGCUGGUUUAUCGCUUCAUUCUCUGGUUUCUGAGGGAGAACACUGUUCAAGGAGACCCUUCCUAACAUGCUGCAUUUGCAAAGCUGCAGUCCUCAUCACAGAUAGCAUUACUCUGCAGACAAGCUGUGGUUGGAAACAAGUCGUUUCAACGAAAAAAAGGUUUCAGGUAGCAGCUCUCAGACCAAACUAUACAGCCUAAAUCUUCGGGCAGCUUCUAGAUGUUUCUAAAAUCUCACGUACUCAUCAGUGCCGGAUGCAUACAGAGUACAACAUGAUUGUGAUUGCUCUUCUGGCUUUGCUCCAGAUAUUGGCCACCGAUGCCAAAUUGUCAGCAUGGCUGAAGCACAAGGGUCCUGAACCUGAAGAAACAGCAGUGGCAGUGGCUGUUCUGGAGUUUCCAGCAUCUUCAGCGGUGUUGAGAAGGAGAAAGAGAGAGUGGGUCAUUCCACCCAUAAGAACCCCAGAGAAUGACAGAGGACCUUUCCCCAAACACAUAGUGCAGAUUAGUUCCAGUUUUAAUAAGGAAGCUAAGAUGGUUUACAGCAUCAGUGGUGAAGGAGCUGAUCUGGACCCAAAAGGACUUUUCACCGUAAAUAGAAACAAUGGCUCGCUCUAUGUAACAAGGGCACUAGACAGAGAGGCCAAAGAUAAAUAUGUGCUUCAAGCUCAUUCUAUUGCAGCUGAUGGUGAGGACCGGGAAGAUCCCAUGGAGAUUAUUGUCGUAGUGAUUGAUAUGAAUGAUAAUACGCCUGUUUUCAUCCAAAACACUUUCCUUGGCACUGUUCCAGAAGCUUCAGCAAUGGGAUUUGAGUUCAUGACGGUCACAGCUACUGAUGCAGAUGACCCCAACACUGACAAUGCUGAUAUCAGAUACUCCAUCCUCAGUCAGAGUCCACAAGAGCCAGUCCCAGCCAUGUUCACCAUUAAUCCUGUAACUGGAGUGAUUCGAGUGAAUACUGCAGGACUGGACAGAGAGAAAUAUCCUGAAUACACAUUGAAGGUUGCUGCUGGAGAUAUGCAGGGUGAAGGUCGCGUAGGCACUGGAACAGCGGUUAUUACUGUAACAGACAGCAACGACAAAGCACCCAAGUUUGAAAAGACCUCGUACAGCGUGUCCAUCCCAGAGAAUAAAGUAGGAGCUGUUGUGGUGAAGAUGCCAGUGACUUAUGGAGAUGAACCUCAGUCACCUGCCUGGACAGCCAAGUUCAGGAUCAUUAAUGGUAACAGUGGUGGAUGUUUCGCUGUUAACACAGGACCAAGCAAACAGGAGGGCAUCAUCACUACAGUUAAGCCGCUGGACUUUGAGCAGAACAGCAAGUUUACUCUGUUGGUGGUUGCGGAGAACGACGUUCCGUUUGCCAAGCCUCUGACCACGUCCACCACCGCGGUCACUGUGAACGUUCUGGAUGUGAAUGAAGCUCCAGUUUUUGAUCCAGAGGAGCAAAUCAUUUCUAAACCUGAAGACGUGGCGGUUGGCAGUGAACUGACCGUGUACACCGCCACUGAUCCAGACACAGCGAGGACUCAGAAAGUGACGUACCGUGUAGGUUCUGAUCCUGCUGGCUGGGUGAGUGUUGAUGGAGAGACUGGACUGGUCAAAGUGAGCAGCCCCAUGGACAGAGAGUCUCCUUUUGUGAAAGAUGAUAUAUAUAAAGCUCUGAUAUUAGCCAUGGACGACGAUCCAGUUCCAGCUACCGGUACAGGAACUCUUGUGAUUGAGUUGAAGGAUGUGAAUGAUAACGCUCCCACUAUUGAAGAGAGGGAGAUCAGAGUGUGCAACAAGCAGUCAGCUCCAGUGCUGCUGUCUGUGAUGGAUGAGGACGGGCCUGGCUUUGCUGCUCCAUACAGAGUGGAACUCCUAGGAGACAGCAAGAACAUCUGGACCACCGUGAUGGACGAGACCAAAACUGGAAUUAGACUUACGCUUAAGACUGCACUGCAACAGGGAGACUACAGUAUUGAUCUGAGGGUCUAUGACAACUUGAGCUUCUACCAGGACAGCACCAUCCUUGCUUCUGUAUGUGACUGUACAGGAGACAAAGUCCACUGCCCUCCUCAAUCUUUAUCUCCUGACUUGGUCUAUUAUUGUACUGCAGAAUGAUCGAAUUCCUUCCCUUAAUCCUCAAUGCUUAUUUCUUAAUGCAAUCCUCUUCCAAGUUGUCCAAAUUUCCCAAAUCAGGCCUGUGAAAUGCAGUGAAUAAGCAACUUUAUUUCCUAUAAGUCUCACAUCUGUCUUACCUGCUUUAAAACGCAGCUCUUAUACUUUAAAAGUCCUAAUUUACUUUUGUUUUUGUUGCUUGUUACUCUUAAAAUACUUUUUUGGCACAGAUUGUAUGAUUUCAUCUACUCAUUUGUUAUAAAAUUUAAAUAAUUUAAAUGAUACAGCGUUAUAAGACCCAAAUGUGUCUUUUUGGCAUAUUUGAAUGUAUGAAUGUUACGUUAUGUUAUGGAUAUUGACGGAAAAGAGUGAAAUAACUCCCGGAAAAAUGGUCAAGAAUUCUAAUACGCUAGUAAGUUGAUGCUGCAUUAAUCCUUUAGUUUAUUUACAGACAACAGUUUUUCAUAUAAUUUAUAAAUUAACAAUUUACAGUGCCAAAAUUCUAAAUGAUAGAUGUUUGAUUAUGCAGGAACAUAUUAUUUUGUAUGUUAUUUGUACAACCCCAAUUCCACUGAAGUUGGGACGUUGUGUAAAACAUAAAUAAAAACAGAAUACGAUGAUCUGCAAAUCCUUUUCAACCUACAUUCAAUUGAAUAGACUACAAAGACAAGAUAUUUAAUGUUCAAACGGAUAAAGUUUGUUUUUUGCAAUUCAGCGUAUUCUGUUUUUAUUUAUGUUUUACACAACGUGCCAACUUCAUUGGAAUUGGCGUUGUACAAAUCACCUUAUUUUCGGACCAUGUAAUAAAUGCAAAAUCAGUUCACUUACUAAAAGCACCUUGUCGGGACAUUUAAUGUAAUAAUAAUAAUCUAAAAUAUGAUAUAGACAAAAAUCCUGUGUUUGUAUGCAAUAAUACACCUGUAAGCUUAGACUGUUCAUUUCUCCCCAGGCUGAAUGUAUGUUUGUAUGACUUUUGAUGUAUCUAUGAAAAUAAAAAACGAGCAUAAAUCAAAAGAAA
This is a messenger RNA of Pygocentrus nattereri (red-bellied piranha), 3206 nucleotides long. RefSeq names its product B-cadherin-like. The record is from RefSeq and is a predicted model, not a curated record. Lineage: Eukaryota; Metazoa; Chordata; Actinopteri; Characiformes; Serrasalmidae. Gene Ontology annotation, biological process: multicellular organism development; cell morphogenesis; adherens junction organization. Gene Ontology annotation, molecular function: calcium ion binding; cadherin binding. The transcript has 12 exons. Gene Ontology annotation, cellular component: plasma membrane; adherens junction; catenin complex. The coding region runs from base 344 to 2191 and encodes 615 amino acids.